Gossypium raimondii (Peruvian cotton) is the source of this 1231-nucleotide messenger RNA. RefSeq names its product protein DMR6-LIKE OXYGENASE 2. The transcript is spliced from 4 exons. The record is from RefSeq and is a predicted model, not a curated record. The coding region runs from base 34 to 1080 and encodes 348 amino acids. NCBI's taxonomy places the organism in Eukaryota, Viridiplantae, Streptophyta, Magnoliopsida, Malvales, Malvaceae.
GUACAAAGUAAUUAAAUAUCAUACUCCAUUCCCAUGGCGCUCUCCACCACCAAGCUACUACUCGCUGACCUCGCAACUACUGUUAAACUGGUGCCUACCAACUACAUCAGACCAAUCUCCGACCGUCCAAACCUGAUUGAUGUUCAUGUAUCAAAUGUUUCCAUCCCUCUGAUCGACCUUCAGGACCUCCAUGGCCCCAACCGCUCUCAUGUUCUUAAACAGAUUGCCCUAGCUUGCCAACAUGAUGGUUUCUUUCAGGUUAAGAACCAUGGGGUUUCAGAAUCCACCAUCAACAACAUGCUGCGUUUAGCUAGAGAUUUCUUUUAUUUACCGGAGAGUGAGCGGUUGAAGAAUUACUCCGACGACCCGUCCGUCGCCAACCGGUUGUCAACUAGUUUCAACGUUAAGACGGAGAAGGUUGCCAACUGGAGGGAUUUUCUGAGACUCCAUUGCUACCCUCUCCAAGAUCACGUAAACGCAUGGCCUUCAAAUCCCCCAUCCUUCAGGGACGACGUAGCCGAGUAUUGCAGUAGCGUUAGAGGUUUAGUGCUACGACUGCUUGAGGCCAUAUCAGACAGCUUAGGGCUGAAGAGAGAUCAUAUAGAUAAGACCCUAAGCAAGCAUGGGCAACACAUGGCUUUAAACUACUAUCCACCUUGUCCACAACCAGAACUUACUUAUGGCUUGCCUGGCCAUACUGAUCCUAAUUUAAUAACUAUUCUUCUUCAAGAUGACGUCCCUGGAUUACAGGUUUUAAGAGAUGGCAAGUGGAUUGCUGUCAAUCCCAUUCGCAACACCUUCAUUGUCAACAUCGGCGAUCAAAUGCAGGUAAUUAGCAAUGAUCGUUACAAAAGUGUGCUCCAUCGAGCUGUUGUGAACUGCAAUAAAGAACGAAUAUCCAUCCCAACCUUCUAUUGUCCCUCACCUGAUGCUUUGAUAGGCCCUGCUACGGACUUGAUCGACGAUGAUCACCCUGCAGUGUAUCGAAGUUUUAGUUAUGGCGAGUACUAUGAAAAAUUUUGGAAGAGGGGACUUGCUAGCGAAUGCUGCCUCGACCUGUUCAAAACUUGUAUUCCAUAAUUAUCUAUUCUCAUGAAUUCAUAUUUUAAAGUCGAGAUUAGACGGAGUUGUCUUAUUCGACCUCCCAGAUAAUGUUAAUUACUAAAGCGUCUUAAUUAAGGUGCUAGAUGAUGGUAUUUCACCGUUUCAUAUACAUUUCCAUCUCUGCAAA